Molecule: messenger RNA, 2589 nt
Organism: Perkinsus marinus ATCC 50983
Lineage: Eukaryota; Perkinsozoa; Perkinsida; Perkinsidae
Product: DNA replication licensing factor MCM2, putative
Exons: 23
Coding region: 1-2511 (836 amino acids)
Biological process (GO): mitotic DNA replication initiation; DNA replication; double-strand break repair via break-induced replication
Cellular component (GO): nucleus; MCM complex
Molecular function (GO): single-stranded DNA helicase activity; ATP binding; single-stranded DNA binding
Source: RefSeq, a predicted model, not a curated record
AUGCUGGAUGAGCAGGAGUAUGGUGAUGAUGCUGGUGCUAGGAGGCGUGCUGAGAGGGAACUAAGAGAGAGGGAUAGGGGACAAAGACGUAGAAUGCCAGGAGCGGUGUUUGGUGGGGAUAGUUCGGAUAGUGAGGAUGAUGAUGAUCGUAUGGGGGCCUAUGAGAGGAAGAGGCGUAGAUUAGAGAGGUUGAGGAGAGCUGCACAGGCAGAGGAUGACGAUGCUGCUAUGGACGAGGAGUUCGAUGCCGAUCUUAUCGAUCUUAAUAAUGAGGAGGUUGGACCGGACACUGACCUCUCUCCGGAUUCACGUUUGGGCAAGAAGAUUAUUGCCAACUUCAGCAAGUUCUUACAGACAUUCAUCGACCCAACAGAGGAUGCCAAUGAACCCUAUUAUUCUGAGAAGAUUCAUCAUAUGUGUGCCGAGGGGAAGACAUCCUUCACAGUAUCCUUCCAUCCUCACCUGGCUGAUUGGUCGCCUUUCAUGGCACAGUGGCUGUGUGAUCGUCCCCAUCAUAUACUCAAGCUGCUGCUUGUAUCGGCUACUGAGUUCACUAAAAAGAAAUAUAAGGAGCUGUUCGCCAAUGACCGUCAUCGAGAGAUCAACGUACGCAUAGUCAGCUUCCCAGUUGUUGAUCUGAUAAGGAAUCUUCGGGCAUUCCAUAUCAAUAAGCUAGUCAAUGUUGUUGGUGUUGUGACCCGUCGUUCUGUGCUACUACCUAAACUACGCGUACUCUACCUCACCUGUAUGAACUGUCAGUUCCUCUGUGGACCUUUUGACCUUUCUGCCAGCGAAGAGAGUGGAACUAGCUUCAGGCCGGGCCAUUGCCCAGAGUGUCAGAAUACUGGACCGUAUGCUGUCAAUCGUGAGGAGACUGUGUACAAGAAUCAUCAGGUUAUCACACUACAGGAGGCACCUGGAUCGGUACUACCUGGUCGUAUGCCAAGGAGUGUUGAAGUUAUCCUCAGUGAUGAUUUGGUCGAUAGUGUUAGGCCUGGUGAUCAGUGCUCUAUUGUCGGAACCUAUCAUGCUAGGUAUGACAGUGCAGGUAACGUGAGAGCAGGGUUCCCAGUAUUCAAGUGUGCUAUUGAUGCUAAUUCCAUAGUAAGGCAGAAUGAGAUGAAGAUAGAGAGUGUCAGAGAUGAGGAUAAGAGAGAAAUAUUCGCGUUAUCGAAGGAUCCCCAUGUCAGGGAGCGAAUCAUUGCUUCAAUUGCCCCAUCUGUCUAUGGUGCUACUACAGUGAAGACAGCUUUGGCUAUGGCCCUCUUUGGUGGAAGGGAGAAAGUAGCGCAGGGUAGACAUAGGAUAAGAGGGGAUAUCAAUGUCCUGAUCCUCGGUGAUCCAGGGCUUGCCAAGUCACAAUGCCUUAAAUUCGUCAAUAAGCUCUUCCAGCGUUCAGUGUACACCACGGGUAAGGGAGCUAGUGCCGUUGGUUUGACGGCAUCAGUUCGUAAAGACUAUCAAACUGGAGAGUACACGCUUGAGGGUGGAGCUUUGGUAUUGGCUGAUAGUGGUAUUUGCCUGAUCGAUGAGUUUGAUAAGAUGAAUGAUGCUGAUCGUACCUCCAUCCAUGAGGCUAUGGAGCAGCAGAGCAUAUCUAUAUCUAAAGCGGGUAUUGUGGCAUCCCUCUCAGCCAAGUGCUCAGUCGUAGCAGCUGCCAACCCUGUCGGAGGUCGAUACAACCCUAGUCUUACCUUCACUGACAAUGUAGAUCUCACGGACCCCAUCUUAUCCCGUUUCGAUGCUCUAUGUGUGAUACGAGAUGAGAUAGAUAUAUUCCAAGAUGAGCGUCUGGCCGACUUUGUCGUCUGUACCCAUAUGCAAAACCAUCCCCGUGAGCCCAACGACAACGUGAGGCCUCGGAACCAGGAGACGGAAGCGCUAUACGAACCCAUCGAUCAAGACCUUCUGAGGAAAUAUAUUCUCUAUGCAAGGACGAGUGUAUUCCCCAAGAUAUCGGAUGUGGAUGCAGACAAGUUGGCCAACUUCUACAAGGAAAUCAGAUCAGCUGCCUCUGAUAGUCACGGGCUUCCCAUGACGGUCAGGCAUAUAGAGUCGAUGAUCCGUAUGGCUGAGGCAAGUGCUAAGAUGGAGCUUAGAGACUAUGUCACCAGUAAGGACAUUGAUCAUGCCAUAGCCACUAUGCUGAGUUCCUUCAUUAUGACGCAGAAGCAUGCUGUUGCCGAGAGGCUCCGUCGGAGGUUCGAAGCCAAAUACAUCUCGAGUGUAGCAGAUCAUAAUGAACUACUUCACUUCAUGCUUAGGAAAAUGUUCAAACAACAGAUGGAUUUGGUCUUGCUCACGACUGGUAUUGGUAGAGAUGCAGCAGAUGUUGACGAUGCGGACAUACCCGAGAUAACAAUUGAUAAGGCAGCUUUCAUUCAUGAGGCUCAACAAGCUGAUUUGAGGAACGUUCGAGAGUAUAUGGAAUCGGCCCUGUUCGCUGAGGUCUUCACUCUUGGCGAGGACGGCAAGACUAUAAGGCGGAAGGCUGUCGCUGCUGCAGCCUAGACAGGGAUACCAUUAUGCAUGACAUUAACUACUAAUUUGAGUAUUCACAGUUUCGACCUCCUCUCUAGGAGAUCAUAA